AUGGAUUCGAGUCGCGACCGCGUCGGACAUUUGCCCACCGAUCCAGAUCGAGUGGUGACCAUGUAUGGCGAACUGGGAAACAAACUUGUGCAACAUGCAAAGCGCACACAGUCCCUCGCCCACCUACCGCCCUAUCAGACCGAGAUCGUGCGCGCCGUAACCCGCGAAGUACGAGACUUGGAGCGAGACGUGACACGAAUCCUCCAUCCCUAUGAGGGUGCUUUCAAUCCCUCAGCCGACCCUGCCACCGCAUGCACCCUCCUCGUCGACCACCUCUGCAUGCGCCGCAACAAACGCUGCCUCCUCGCAUACCACCGAGUACGGACCGAAAAACUAGAGGAGCUGUGUUGGAACGGAGUGGACAUUCUCGAGCAGCAGCAGCCGAGUGAAGGAGGAGAUGGGCCUUCUCAAGGACCGGGCGGGCACAGCUCGCUCAGCCCCGAAGAAGAGGAAUACUUCCGGCAGUAUGGCGACCUGCUGGCUGCGUACAAGGGUCAAUGGACGGACAUCGAUCUGACAGGCAGUCUUGAGCCGCCAAACGACCUCUUCAUCGACGUGCGUGUGCUAAAGGACGCGGGGGAGAUCCAGACGGAGUAUGGUGUCAUCAAUUUGACUAAGAACAGCCAGCUCUAUGUUCGGCAGGGCGAUGUCGAGCGGCUGAUUGGACAGGGCUUCCUGGAGCGCUUGACUUGA
Molecule: messenger RNA, 693 nt
Organism: Penicillium chermesinum
Lineage: Eukaryota; Fungi; Ascomycota; Eurotiomycetes; Eurotiales; Aspergillaceae
Product: DNA replication protein PSF1
Exons: 3
Coding region: 1-693 (230 amino acids)
Biological process (GO): DNA replication; DNA strand elongation involved in mitotic DNA replication
Cellular component (GO): GINS complex
Source: RefSeq, a predicted model, not a curated record